This is a messenger RNA of Zea mays, 2196 nucleotides long. RefSeq lists its product as uncharacterized. Lineage: Eukaryota; Viridiplantae; Streptophyta; Magnoliopsida; Poales; Poaceae. Bases 174 to 1997 code for a protein of 607 amino acids. The record is from RefSeq and is marked provisional. The transcript has a single exon.
GGCCGGUUUUUCGCUCCGGGAUUCCGUGUUAUUUCAUUUCAUCCUCCUGCACGGUAGAUUCCCAUUCCCUCUUGUCAUCCUCCUCCUCUCGCUCGCUGGGCCUGCCUGCCCUGCCUGCCUGCUCCCGUGCCGUGUCUCCGCAGCUCUUGCUUGCUCCGGGCUUCGCCGGCGGCAUGGAGCCCGCUGGCGCGCCGUGGUGCGACCCUGGCCGUGGGUACGGCGCCGGAUCGGCCGCGGAGGCGCCGACGCUGAAGGGACAACAACCGCAACAGCUGCUGCUGACGCCGCCGCGACAGGACGGCGCGGCGCUGAAGAGGAGCCUUGGCGACGUGGAGAGGUGGCAGCAGGCGCUGUACCUGCGCGCGGUGAGGCAGCGCGUCGCGGUCGCGGCGCAGUCGCAGAUGGCGCACCCGCCGACCGACGUCGGGCCCGUGCUGGCGGGGGCUACCGCCUCGCCGGCCUCGUAUGGUUUCUCCAGGCCGCCUUCGUCGCCCUUUGCCGGGCUCUCGCCGCAGCCGUCGUCGACGCUGUCGUCGCUCACCACGGCCUCGCACGUGGAGACGCCGCCGCUACUGCAGCGGCAUACGGUGGCGGCCAGAGAGCUGGUGUUGUUGCAGGAGCUGGAGAAGCACCUACUAGACGACGGCGACGGCGAGGCCGAAGCGACGGGGAGUGCUUGCGGCUCCACGGUCACCAGCUCUGCGUGGGGGGACACGAUACAGGAGCUCAACUCCCUCACCGCGGCGCCUCUGGCGUCUCUACCCAACAACUACAGCAACACCGUGCCUGCCAUGUCAAGGUCUCCUCCGUCGAACUCCUCGUCGUCCACGGCUUCGUCGGCAGCGUCGAGCUCGCCGGCGGCCUCGACGACAGCCUCGUCGAGGCAGCUGCUGUCCGAGGCCGCGGCCGCCGUCGCCGACGGCAACCACGCGGCCGCGGCCGCCCACCUCGCGGUCCUGAAGACCGCCGCGAACCCGCGCGGGGACGCGGAGCAGAGGCUGGUGGCCAUGAUGGCGGGCGCCCUGUCGUCUCGCAUCCGACGCCCACCCGCGUCUCACCAGCACCUCGCGGGCCUAUGCGGCGCCGAGCAGCGCGCGGAAUGGCAGCUGCUGCAGCACGUCUCCCCCUGCUUCGGCCUCGCCCUCCACGGCGCCAACCUCGCCAUCCUCGACGCCGUGGCCGACCAGCGCGCCAUCCACCUGAUCGACUUCGACGUCAGCGUCGCGCAGCACACCGCCCUCAUCGACUCCCUCGCCAGCCGCCGCGUGGCCGGCACGUGCCUCAAGGUCACGGCCGUCACCGACCCGACGUCGCCGUUCACGCCGGCUCUGGCGCAGGCGCUGGCGGCCACGGGCCAGCGGCUCAAGGAGCACGCCCGGCAGGCAGGGGUGGAGUUCCGGUUCAGAGCGGUCAGCUGCGUCGCCGGAGAGGUCGAGGCGUCCAGGUCGAGGCUCGGGUGCGACGAGACAGGGGAGGCGCUGGUGGUGAACCUGGCGUUCGCCCUCUCGCGCGUCCCGGACGAGAGCGUGUCCCCGGCCAACCCGCGCGACGCGCUCCUCCGGGGCGUGCGCGGCCUGCGCCCGCGCGUGGUGACGCUGGUGGAGCAGGAGCUCGGCGCGAACACGGCGCCUCUGGCGGCGCGGUUCGCCGACGCGUGCGCGCACUACGGCGCGGUGCUGGAGUCGCUGGACGCGACCCUGGGGCGCGACAGCGCGCAGAGGGCCCGCGCCGAGGCGGCCCUGGCGAGCAAGGCGGCCAACGCCGUGGCGCGUGAGGGCCCCGACCGGGUGGAGCGGUGCGAGGUGUUCGGCAAGUGGCGCGCCCGGUUCGGCAUGGCCGGGCUGCGGCCCGUGGCGAUCGGCCAGGGCGUCGCCGACCGCGUAAAGGGACGGCUAGGUCCCGCAGCACGUCCGGGAUUCGACGUGAAGCUGGACAGCGGCCGGCUCGCGAUCGGGUGGAUGGGGCGCGUGGUCACCGUCGCCUCCGCCUGGCGUUAGCCGUACGUAGCACCCCUAGUGAUGAGCUAAUCAUCAGCUCCCGGUUAUCGACGCCUAUCAUUCAGAGUACCUCAGGAACAGCCGUUGUGCAACCACGAACGAAUGCCUAGUAGUUGUAACAAUAAUCUCUCUAAUUUUUUACGGCAACUGGUCGUUGAAUAUUGUACUAGUAGUAGUGGUAAUGGGUUUUCUUCAUGGC